AUGGAGAAGCUGAACAAUGAAGACGGACAGCUUUUCAUAAAGAAUCUCGCCAGUUUCGUACGAACCCAUGAGAAGGCACUCGCCAACGCGCUUCAGUUGAAACGCCAGCCUAGCAAAAAUGCGUCCACCCAGUCGAGCUCGGCUACCAACUCGGCCUCAUCGGCUUUGGCGGCAGCCUUGUCAUUCGGUGCCUUGAAAUUCACCUCUCAAACUAUCAAACCGCUAAACUUACCCUGA
Molecule: messenger RNA, 237 nt
Organism: Aspergillus bombycis
Lineage: Eukaryota; Fungi; Ascomycota; Eurotiomycetes; Eurotiales; Aspergillaceae
Product: Leucine Rich Repeat domain protein
Exons: 2
Coding region: 1-237 (78 amino acids)
Source: RefSeq, a predicted model, not a curated record